Messenger RNA from Conger conger (European conger), 2325 nucleotides. It is a transcript of the gene ace2, whose product is annotated as angiotensin I converting enzyme 2. NCBI's taxonomy places the organism in Eukaryota, Metazoa, Chordata, Actinopteri, Anguilliformes, Congridae. Gene Ontology annotation, biological process: proteolysis. Gene Ontology annotation, cellular component: plasma membrane. Bases 1 to 2325 code for a protein of 774 amino acids. The transcript is spliced from 17 exons. Gene Ontology annotation, molecular function: metallopeptidase activity; peptidyl-dipeptidase activity. The record is from RefSeq and is a predicted model, not a curated record.
AUGCAUGUGAGGUUUAUCUUAGUUUUGGCCGUGGCCUAUGUGUCCGGCCAGGGCGACUUGGAGCAGCAGGCAAAGAAGUUUCUGGAGCAGCUGGAUGUGAAUGCCACGGAUUUAAUGUAUCAGUAUUUGUUGGCAUCCUGGGAGUACAACACCAACAUCACUGCGGCGAACUCCGAGAAGCUGGCUGAACAGGGUGCGAUAUGGGGAAACUACUACAGCCAAGUGUCAGAUGAAUCCCUUGCUUAUCCUGCUGAUAACAUAACGGAUCCACUCAUCAAACUGCAGUUGGUCAUGCUUCAGGACAAAGGGUCGGGCGCUUUAACCAAGGACAAAGCGGAUCACCUCAGCAAUGUGAUGAGUGAAAUGAGCACUAUCUACAGCACAGCCACCGUGUGUAAAGCUGACGACCCCUUCGACUGCCAGACCCUGGAGCCAGGUCUGGAGAGCGUCAUGGCAAACAGCAGAGAUUAUGACGAGCUUUUGCAUGUGUGGGAGGGCUGGAGAGUGGAGGUGGGAAAGAAGAUGCGUCCGCUCUACGAGGACUAUGUGGACCUGAAGAAUGAAGCUGCUGUGCUGAACGGCUAUGCGGAUUACGGAGACUACUGGAGGGGAAACUAUGAAACAAUGGCUGAAGGAAAAUACAGUUACACCCGCAAUGAACUCAUGGAAGAUGUUAAACAGAUAUACAAUGAGAUCAUGCCACUAUACAAGCAGCUGCACUCUUACGUGAGGGGAAGACUGCAGAAGAUUUACCCUGGGACCAUGUGCUGUAAUGGGGGUCUUCCUGCCCACUUGUUGGGUGACAUGUGGGGGAGGUUCUGGACAAACCUUUAUCCGCUUACAGUCCCCUUUCCAGAUAAGACAGACAUUGAUGUAACCUCUACUAUGGUUUCUCAGGGCUGGGAGCCAUUAAGAAUGUUUCAAGAAGCUGAGAAAUUCUUUCAGAAAGUGGGUUUGUACACGAUGUUGCCAAACUUCUGGAUCGACUCCAUGUUUGAGAAGCCCACUGAUGGCAGGAAUGUUGUGUGCCACCCAACAGCCUGGGACAUGGGGAACAGAGAGGACUUCAGGAUAAAAAUGUGCAGCAUUGUGAACAUGGAUAACUUCCUGACUGUUCACCACGAGAUGGGCCAUAACCAGUACCAGAUGGCCUACCGCAAUCUGCCCUACCUGCUGCGAGAUGGUGCCAAUGAGGGCUUCCAUGAGGCAGUGGGAGAAAUCAUGUCCCUGUCCGCAGCCACGCCCAACCACCUGAUGUCCUUGGGUCUUCUGCCCCCUAACUUCAAGGAUGACAAUGAGACAGAGAUCAACUUCCUGUUGAAGCAGGCACUGACCAUAGUGGCCACUCUCCCCUUCACGUACAUGCUGGAGGACUGGAGAUGGCAGGUGUUCCAGGGUAAAAUCCCCAAGGACCAAUGGAUGCUGAAGUUUUGGGAGAUGAAGAGGGAGCUGGUGGGAGUGGCUGAGCCGUUGCCCAGAGACGAGACGUACUGCGACCCUGCUGCCCUCUACCACGUGUCCAGUGAUUACUCCUUCAUCAGGUACUUCACCAGAACUAUCUACCAGUUCCAGUUCCAGGAAGCACUGUGUAAAGCUGCUGGCCACCAGGGACCAUUGUUUAAGUGUGACAUCAGCAGCACAACCAACCCUGCCACUGGCCAAAAGCUCAGGGCAAUGUUAGAGCUGGGAAGAUCAAAACCAUGGACCGAAGCUCUUGAACAAAUUUCAGGCGCAACAAGGAUGGAUUCCAGGCCCCUGCUGGAGUACUUCAGAACCCUGUUUGACUGGUUACAGGAGGAGAAUAAGAGAAACAACAACAAGAUUGGGUGGGACACAGCUAAGGAUCCCUAUUCAGCGGAUGCCUUCAAAGUGAGGCUGAGCCUGAAGUCAGCGCUUGGUGAUGAAGCGUAUCCCUGGAAUGACAACGAGCAUUACCUGUUCAAAAGUACUAUGGCAUAUGCCAUGAGUCAAUACUACCUCCAGGAAAAGCAGAUGCAAGUCAACUUCAUCGCAGAAAACAUCUACACUUACAAACUGACUGAGAGGGUCUCCUUCUACUUUAUUGUGACCAAUCCCAAAAAUUCAACAGCGAUCAUCCCAAAGAAGGAGGUAGAGGCAGCCAUUCGACUGUCGAGAGGGCGGAUCAACAGCGCCUUCCUGCUGGACGAAAACACGCUGGAGUUUGAAGGUCUGGUGGUGGAGCUGACCCCGCCCCCCGAGCCCCCGGUGACGGUGUGGCUGGUGGUGUUCGGGGUGGUCAUGGGACUGGUGGUGUGUGCUGGCGCGUACCUCAUCAUCUCUGGGAUCAGGGCCAGGAAGAGGUGA